This is a messenger RNA of Orbicella faveolata, 3395 nucleotides long. RefSeq lists its product as uncharacterized. Gene Ontology annotation, biological process: polysaccharide biosynthetic process. The record is from RefSeq and is a predicted model, not a curated record. Gene Ontology annotation, molecular function: pyridoxal phosphate binding; transaminase activity. NCBI's taxonomy places the organism in Eukaryota, Metazoa, Cnidaria, Anthozoa, Scleractinia, Merulinidae.
GGUUUUCCAGACACCCUUGUGCAUCAAAAGAACCAAUGAAUCUACUCUGGUCAAGAAUUCAUAGGGAUGACCCAAGUGAUCUUGGAUAAGAACGUACGAGGAUUUGGAAUCGCAAAGUCCUAACCAGGCUUUUUCACGUUCUUGAGAAGCGAAACCCUGGGAACCAACUUGUGACACACCUUGCGUCGCUUGUACCCAGACCAUCGUCCUAGACCUGAGUUCGCGUCCGUUCCUGGUUGUUGGAAACUUCAACUUGGUAGCUUUCCGCAACUCGAAGCUUAGUGGAAAGGUUUCAAUGGCAAUUUUACCCGAAAAAUAUGCAUGUCUUUUCAUUGAUGCAACAUGGAAAGACAUUCUAACUGCCUUCAGGUAUUCAACUACCCAUAACACUUCUCAAGAACGGAAACGACUUCAAAGCAAACUUGAGACAUUGUUUGGUGGAUCUGAACAAUGGCUAGCUACUUUUUCCAUAAGGACUGCUUUGGAUGUCUUCCUAACUGUCAUGGACUUUCCUGUUGGCUCAGAAGUAAUUUUCACAGCAAUUAAUAUUCCAGACAUGGUGUCUGUGGUUGAGAGUCAUGGACUAAAGGUUGUCCCAGUUGAUCUGGAUCUCGACACACUGGCACCCAAACCUGAACUUGUUGAACUUGCCGUGACGGACAAAACUGUUGCUAUUGUGGCAGCCCACUUGUACGGCAAAUGGAUUAAUUUGGACAAAGUGUUCCAGGUGGCACAUUCGCAUGGGCUUUAUGUAUUAGAAGAUUGUGCUGAGUCAUUUCAAGGUUUGAAAAGGAAAGGCCACAAACUCUCAGACCUGACAUUUUUCAGUUUUGGAUCAAUUAAGUACUAUACAUCUUUGGGUGGGGCAAUGGUUCGAGUUAAAAACCCUGAAAUUUUAAAGAAAAUGAGAGCCAAGUUGGAAGAGUUUCCUGUUCAGAGUCAAUGGACCUACUUCAGAAAGCUAACUUGUUACUCUUUGCUCAUGAUGGCUGGAUUUAAUAAUUCUCUGUUGAACUGGCUGUUUAUAAAUUCUUUUCAUCUCUUGGGAUUCAGAUAUAAAGAGUAUUUCAUUUCUCUCCUGCGUGCAUUUCCUGGUGGUGUAACCAUCAAUAAACUUCAGUAUCAACCAUGUGCCAUGCUGCUGAAGUUCAUGCUGUACCGGCUGAGAAGAGUGAGCACCAAAGACUUUCGCACCAUCAAGUUGAAAGGAGAUUUUGUAAGCAGCAAUCUUCCAAGCAAUGUGUUUGUUCCUGGCAAAAAAGCAGACAUCAAGAGUUAUUGGUUGUUUCCAUUGGUUGUGGACAAUCCAGAUGAAGUUGUAAAAGCACUGGAAAAAGAAGGUGUAGAGGCAUACAAAGGAGCAACACAACUUUCCACUGUUUUUAGAACAAAGCAGAGUGAGGCAGAUCAAGCAGAUGGAUCCAAGACAAGGCAAGAAAUCAAGGCGGGGAAACCUAUUUAUUCUAGUUUGUUGUCUCAAACAGAAGUUGGUGCUGCUGUGGGAAUGUCCUCCUCAGCUGGCAGUACAGCAAGCAAAACAGCACCCACAUCAAGAAAUGUACCAAAUGAAAUGCCAACAUCUGCAGAGUUUGUGUGCUCUCCACCCGUCAGCACAACUGGUACAAACAAUGCCUUUAGCAAGGAGAAAGAUGACAUUCUGUUUCCGCACAAUUCAAAAUACUUGAUAGAUCAUGUGUUGUAUCUUCCUGUGCACAAGCGAGUUUCAUUCUGGUAUCUGGAACACAUCUGUAAUGCAGUUGAGAAAGUCAUGAAGAACAGAAUGGGAGUGAAAAUUACAGACACCAGGAAUGUACUGUUUCAGUCCAAGUUGUAGAUUUUAACACUUUAUAUUCUUAAAACGGUUAGAUCAAAAUAUUCUUAGUUAGAUUAAUCUUUAUCGUGCUAUUUCUGAAGAAAAGCAAAACAAAAUGGUGACACAAAUCCACACAAGCAAGUAUAAUACAGUGGAACCCUGUUAGUACGACCACCUUUGGGCCAUGAAAAAUUGGUCGCAUUAACGGGGUGGUCGUAUUAAAGGGGUUCUUUAAAUAAGAAAAUGACUGACUGAACUUUUUUUUGGGCCAGAAUAAAGUGGCCGUAAUAACGAGGUGGUCGUAUCAACGGGGUGGUCGUAAGGUGGGGUCCACUGUAAUUAUGAUCUGUACACAAAAAGCAUGAACAGUUUCAUUACUGGUAGGGUUUGCAGCUUGUUCAUCUCGCAUCAGAAUCAAAGAAUUUUAAUGCUCACAGACUUUCAAUUUUUUAAUUUCACAUAUGAAGUUUAUAUAUUCUGAUGGUAUUUAUUGUGAUGUUAUCUAUUCCAAUAGUAAAAACUCUCUUUAUUUAGUACAUAUAGUUUUCUGGUUGUGUGAAGAAAAUUAUUUUAAUGCCAAAAGGUCAGUAAGUAUUUUGGACAGUAUUUGCAUUUUCAGUCAGAAUAAUGUAUUUAUUGUACAGUGAGAAUGAGGAUGUAUCUUACACAGAAAUAUUUGUUUAAAUAUCAUGGAACAGAGACAAAGUGACUGGCAAAGGCGAAUCUUUGCUGAGUUCAUUGUUUCCAUCUGGCACAUUGGCCACAGGUACAAUCAAAAUUUUAUACUAACAAGGCAAUUGUUGUGAACAAAGGUUCUCCUAUAUCAUUGUUAAUUAUGAAACAGUUGAAGUCAGGAACCUUUAAUUUUAUAGUACCUCUUUGCUUUUAGUGGCUCACGUAGAUGUAAUUUUAAUUACCAAUGAGACAAUUAGCAUAUGAAAGAAAAAACUGAACUUUUAAUUAACUUAGUGUUAAAAUAAUUAAUUGUCAAUGGACUGUAGUUUACUCUUUCUUCUUGUUACAAGGCCAAGCUUGUCUAAUAAUUUGUUUUAUCAAUCAGUUUUAUUAUGAGCCUUUGUGGAUGAGACUUUUCGUGUUCUUGUGCCUUUUACAAUAAUAAUGAGCGGUAGCUGUGAGAGGAAUUCAUCUGUUAUCACUGCUCUUACUGUAGAGUGUUUUCACAACAUCAUGGCAGCCAUGUUGAUGUCCCAUACCAAUCCUAUUGGAGUUGACCUAUUUACAUAAGUUAACACUUUCUUUUAUUUUAGUAAAUUUGAAAGGCUGCUGGCUAUGUGACAUUCUUGUCCCCAGAGGCUGCUUUUGGUCAGCAUCAAGAAUCGUGACUGCUAUCAUCAGUCAAUGCAACAUUAGACCAUAAGCUUGCGUCACUCAGGGUCAAUCAAUCGUAUACCAGCUAUUAAAAGUCAUUUAAGUUUAAAUUUCAACUUUGUUUUGCAUUUCCUUUCACAUACAUAGUAGGCCUAUUUAUUAUGUUUUAGUCACAUAUGGUGUAAAUGUGUGACGAAAUUGAAAUAAUCCUAAUGAGGUUUUUCCUAAUCAAGACGAUGUUGAUCUUUUAAAA